This is a messenger RNA of Symbiodinium necroappetens, 654 nucleotides long. Lineage: Eukaryota; Dinophyceae; Suessiales; Symbiodiniaceae. The record is from the annotation of a GenBank genome assembly.
AUGUUCACCUGCUUUUCAUGCCUUCUUAUGGUGUGGCACACCAUUGUCCUGCUGCUGAUGUUCUGCUACGACUACGAUUCGAAGCAGGCAUUUGCCGUGCGAUUCCUCAUGGUCUCCUCUGGCAUUUUUGUUGUAGCAAAUUGGGCCUUCUGGCGAGACUUCGUGCGGAACUAUCGCGAUUCUCAGGAUGAGGAGAGGCUAGAUUUUGUGGGUUUGUACAAGCUCCAGCUCUUAUGCAAGAUGUACAAAUCCAAGGUCAUCACUUCGCACAAGGUAGCUGAUUUGCGUGCUGCAUCUGGCAGUGAGCCCUUAUCUUGCGCAGCCGCCACGCUUCGCGGAUGUAUUACAACAGACUGCGACAUGCCCAGACUCCACAAUGCUACGUGCAGCCUUGCCAGGAAGGGAGAGGCAGGGGACCGAACAGCUUUGCCCAGACAGGUGCUGAACGGGCAUUUGCAUGGCCUCAUUAGCCGUCUCCUCGACGAAUACCAGAUUCGGACCCGCGACUUCGAAGGACUGGCGAUGUCCUUUUCGGUGCUCUCUCGAAGUGCCAAGGACUCGAAGCGUCCUUCAGAGGCCUGGCUGGCGAGAGCCGCCGAGGUCAGCAUCAUUCCAGAACCAGACCUCGAGGCAUCCGAGACCGACUGCGACUGA